Messenger RNA from Paramacrobiotus metropolitanus, 1011 nucleotides. Its product is annotated as rhodopsin-like. Gene Ontology annotation, biological process: phospholipase C-activating G protein-coupled receptor signaling pathway; positive regulation of Rho protein signal transduction. The transcript has a single exon. NCBI's taxonomy places the organism in Eukaryota, Metazoa, Tardigrada, Eutardigrada, Parachela, Macrobiotidae. Gene Ontology annotation, cellular component: membrane. The record is from RefSeq and is a predicted model, not a curated record. The coding region runs from base 1 to 1011 and encodes 336 amino acids. Gene Ontology annotation, molecular function: G protein-coupled receptor activity.
AUGAACCGGAGCAAUAUCACGGUUCCCGGUCCUCUGGUGGUUGCCUCAGCCCCGGCCAUCGGAAUGUGCCGAAUCGGGAUUUUAAUCAGCAGUUUUAUUCUCAAUUUUACCGUUCUCAGUGUGUAUAUUCUGCGACCUAAAAUGCGCACUCCCUUUGCGGUGUACAUAAUUUCCCUGUUAAUCAGCAACAUUCUGGAUCUUCUCCUUUACUUUCCCUUCAUGAUCGCCAACAACAUCGGAACGGACACGAAUCACUUCGUAUUUGGUGAAACCGGCUGCUCGGUGUUCGGUUACGGCGUGUCGAUAUCACGUGCCUUUUGCCUUUGUUCACACGCAUUGAUUACCCUCAACCGCAUCUGGGCCAUGACCUUUCCCAUAUCGUACAAAAACCUUCACGGAUACCGGUUUGCUGUGAUGUUGUGCAGUGGUGUUUUUAUCGCGAUUCACGCCCUGAUGAUCCAAGGACUUGUACUGAGCGAGCGAAGCCGACCGCGCCCAGUUGAAAAAUGGGGAUGCUGGUAUCAGGUUCGCACGGGCUCAGUUGCCAAUUCCAUUGGGUUCCAUUUGUUUUAUACGGCGCCGGUACUGAUUGUGGCCACCUAUCCGUAUCUGUUUUUCAAAUAUCUGCAGACCAAAAAACGCAUUAUGGCGCAAGAUGGCCACCAUGGACUGCACGAUAAGACGGUGAAUAAAACUUUCGGGAUUGUAUCGAUGCUGUCGCUGUGCACGAUUAUCUGCUGGGUGCCGGAAGACGUAGUGACGGUUUUGAUGAAUAACACUGGAAGCAGAGCCAUCAUCCGAUCGUAUCCGAUUGUCAGCUUGAUCAGCUCGUUCCAGGUGCUGCUGGAUCCGCUGUUUCUCCUGAUUAGUUCCAAAGAAUUGCGUUAUGGUUUAAUGAGUAUCGUGUGUAGAAGAAGGUUUAUGGCGGACCGAGCGGUGUCUGUGAAAAUGAUGACAUCCGCUCGCAGUAACACCAAGCCUGUACGUCCAACUUCCAGUACAAAGUUUUAG